AUGCCUGUGGCACUGAGGUCAAGAGUCAAGACGGAGGUAGAUGGCAAUGGAAGCUCAGAGCCGUCUAACUCGCCGAAACCGAUUAGUAGACGUACUAAGAGAAGAAAGCGGAACUCUGAGGAUGACCAAGACGAUGAUUUCGUGGGUUCAGAUGGUAAUUCGGCCUAUUAUCAUAGUGAUGUCGGCAAUAGUAGGCCUUUUGAAAUGGUCGGAGGAUUACCUAGCAGUUCAGAGAUCCCGCAAUACAACUCUGCUUUGGCACACCCACUAUCUGUUAAGGAUUCUGCAGUGCUAUACGAUUCCUUGGUCUCCUCAAGAAAGACGUGGGUCCGUGGUGAAAUGUUUGAAUUAUACUUUACCAAGCCAGUGAAGACGACUAAGGAUGUUCCAGUAAAACCAGAGACACCAGCCGAGGCAAUGAGCGUACAAGUGCGUGAUAAGAUGCAAAAAAUGUGUGAUUGCACCAUGUUUGGAGGCCCUCAUGCUUUCCCAGUGAGACUUUUUAUCCUCAAGAAUGAAGAGAUGGAGAAGAAGUGGCAAGAGGAACAGGAUAUGAAGAAGAAGGAGAAGGAGGAUAAAGAAAAAGAAGAGAAGGAAGAAAGGCAAAAACGUGUCGAGAUGAAGAAGCAGCAGCAAUUGCAAAAGAAGCAGGAGAAGGAGAGAUUGAUACAACUACAAAAAGAGAACAAAGUGAAAGGUAAAAUGGAGCUUGAAGCGGUAAAACAGAAGAGAAAGGAUGAAAUAAGGAAAUCCAAGGAGAAAUUGAAAAGAACACAAAUGAAUACUCCGGCACCUAGUUCUCAAUCCGGGACAGAUCCAAAGAUGAUUACAAACUUGAAUUUGAUGGCUCAGAGAGAUCCAAAGCUUAAUGCAUUGAUGGGGAUUGUAGCAAAUGGUGAUGCCACCUUGGAUCAGGUUGAAGAGUUCAAGAAGUUCAUUGAAAUUGCAAAAAAAAUGCCAACGCCUCCGGGCUGGACCCCACCACUACCUAGGUUAACAGAGCAGACCAGGGUACAAGGGCAAGAUUCCAAUGUCACGAAUGCUGGAAAAGCAACUCAAAGUGAAUCAUCAGCGGUCGACCCCGCUGACAAGAAGCCUACUGCCCACUCUGGCGUGAAGCAAGUUGUACAAGAGAAAGUUGAGAUUGCUGGAGCUGCCGUCAAGGCGGAACGGGAGAUUAAACAAGAAAUGGAUGCAAAGGCGACUCGUGAAAUAAAGGAAACGAUGGCGAAAUUGGAUGAUAAGUCUAUGCAUUUGACAACAUUUCAACAAAAGUAUUCACAGGGAGCUCAGAUCGUCCUCGAGUAUUUGGAGUUUACGACUUCUAGAUAUUUGCUGCCGAAAAAUUCCAUCGUUGAAUUUCUGGAGGAUGAAGAAACCUUCAUCGUGUCAUGGGUGAUGGUUCAUAACGCAGCAGAUAUAAGGCGACAUAAGUCUAAGAGGAUAAGAGAGCUUUGCAAAAAUUUGAAAACCGAAGACGAGAAGAAAAAGCUCGCUGAAGAUUAUGAUGUGCUUACAGAAAGAGGUUGUCCGACUCCUUUGUAUACCCCCAUGACUGUUAAAUUUACUGGUAUACAUCGGAAAUUUGCUGGGAUUCUUAGGAACAGCGUGGAUCCAGUAGAGCAAGUUCAAAAAGAAAUGACUGCCAUCUUAGAGAUCGGAACACGACUAUCUGGAUAUAAUCUAUGGUAUCAACUUGACGCGUAUGACGACAGAGAUCUGGCCGAGCGUCUGAGAGUUGAGCUUAACGAGCAUGAACAAGAAUCAAAGGGUAAGAAGAGAAAUUGA
Torulaspora delbrueckii is the source of this 1788-nucleotide messenger RNA. RefSeq names its product Swc3p (gene SWC3). The coding region runs from base 1 to 1788 and encodes 595 amino acids. NCBI's taxonomy places the organism in Eukaryota, Fungi, Ascomycota, Saccharomycetes, Saccharomycetales, Saccharomycetaceae. Gene Ontology annotation, biological process: chromatin remodeling. Gene Ontology annotation, cellular component: Swr1 complex. The transcript has a single exon. Gene Ontology annotation, molecular function: ATP-dependent H2AZ histone chaperone activity. The record is from RefSeq and is a predicted model, not a curated record.